Ogataea polymorpha is the source of this 4821-nucleotide messenger RNA. RefSeq lists its product as uncharacterized. The record is from RefSeq and is a predicted model, not a curated record. Bases 2557 to 3504 code for a protein of 315 amino acids. Gene Ontology annotation, biological process: ubiquitin-dependent protein catabolic process. Gene Ontology annotation, cellular component: cytoplasm. Gene Ontology annotation, molecular function: ubiquitin conjugating enzyme binding; ubiquitin binding. NCBI's taxonomy places the organism in Eukaryota, Fungi, Ascomycota, Pichiomycetes, Pichiales, Pichiaceae. The transcript has a single exon.
UGUCAUCAUGGCUAGUUCAAGCACAGAAAACUUGGCCGCAACGGCGGCCGCUGAUGAGGACGGCAUUGCUUUGUCUGCUCGUGCUCAGGAAGGAUUAGAGAAUUACAUACACGACCUCUCUUUGAAUGACAACCAGAAACUUGCCGGAACAGAUGAAGAGUUACUGCAGGACACCGAUCAGCAAGAAGAACCCACGGGCAGCUCUGUUGUAGCUGACAAAGUGCGUGAUUCCGCUGCCUCGAUCUCCGACCACACAGCUGUCGAGUCUCCUUUGGAGAUUACUCCCCCAUUAGAUGUUCACCAUUCUUCUGUUCCAGAUACGCUCUCCGCGCAGUCGGGAAACUCCAUCGAUGACAUUUCACGCUCUAUCGACGAGUUUGCUAAUGGCCUGACAGACGAAGACGCCAAACAGGAGGAAAACGAGGAGGAUUUGGUUGAGCCAGAAAAUAAAGCACGGGUCAAGCCUGGGGCGGAAACAGAGGAGUUUAGAGGCCAGUUCUUGAACGAUUUCGACACUAGCGAGGAACAGGAGCUUUCAGAGAUACAUAAUGAUACCAUUCGCACCUCGUUCGACGCAUCAACAGACACUUCGUCGAAUCGUGCUCCCGACGAUCAGUCGUCGUUGUCGUACUCUUCUCGCCUCUCAAACUCCCCAUCAGACAGGUUUUCGUGGCAACAGAAUGACGACAAAUUUCUGCUUGCAGGCCACGAUACAAGAUCGGUGAGCUCCUCGGGCUCCUUGUCGACCGGCCGCACUUACGAUUUGUCAGACAGCUACUCCGAAAGCGUACUGGGAGAAGAGUCCGAGGCAGACCAGUUCAGACAGAAUUUUGUGCGCCAGAACACAAAAGACACGGUCAGACCGGUGCGAUCUGAGACUCUGGGGUCUUCAGUGUACGAAGAUCCUAGAAGCGAGAGAUACCAGGGAAGAGUGCCCAUAGUGAAGCCCCCUAUUCAGCAGACCCGAGUGCGAUCCAUGUUGAUUGACGACGUCCCGGAGCCUCGCACCAACAGUCUAGGUGCAAGCGAGACGUUGCAAGACACCAAGGAGACAAAGGAGACUAUCAAGGAGACACCUGCCAUAACGGCUUUUCCCAACGCGGACGUGAAAAAAAUCAUGCAGCUACCGACGACCAAGAAGCGGCUUGCAGCGCUGCAGAAAGCAAGACAGGAGUUCAUGGAGUACGACACUGGGCUGUCUGGGUACCUGCACGAGGCCAUCAAGGCGGGCUCCAAGUCGUUUGCCAACACUGACUCACAACUGGGGCCAAACGUGCUGAACGCGUUCAAGAACUCAGACCAGUACCACUCAAGCACCCCGUCAACAGCAGAGCUGGCAAACGACCUUCUACGCACCUCGUCUGUGAUCAAACAGAAAGGACGCAACUUGCUACGAAAAAUACAUCUAAAAUGAGUACAUUACUGACGUUCCUGCAACUGUCCACCUGCUACCCGCACUUGCAAAUCCAUGAGCUCCUUCAGCCGGUGACAGCCCUCUAUACCCAGGCUGAUGAGUCUUUCUAGCUUGUCGAGCGGCAGCUUAUCCUCGCACAGAGUCAGGUUGAUCUUGUCGGAAUCGCCAACCACACCGAUCGUGAUGAAGCUGAGAUCGUUUUCUUCAAGCGCGUUCAUGUCCAGCAGCGGUGUCUGGUCGUACAGCCCCACGCUCACGGCACUGACGUAGUCGUAUAGCGAGAUUCCGGCGUCGAUCAGCGCCAGAGUGAUGGCGUUGCAGAAACAGGCCAGCAGACCGCCGUCCAUCGCCAGCACCGUGAGAUUAAUGUCUAUGGCUGUUCGUGAGUAAUUUUUCAACACUAUAGUUUUCAUGAAGCAACGUUUGAGAAUAAUGCUGAUUUCCUGUAAUCGUCUAUCGUUUUUUGGUCGUUUCUUUCUCUCAUUAGAUGCAAACGGCGGAUAGUUGAUGUUGAGAGAUAGGACUGGCCCGUUAGGGUCCAGCUUUGUUCCUGCUGCGAGAUUCGCCCCGUGUUCCAUCGGGCCCUUCACCAGACAUAACACCUUAGAGUUUCCCUGCUGGACGUACGACGACCCAUCGGCUGCAUUCGGAUGUGUGUUGAUCCGGCACUCAAAUCGUCUGAGCUCGUUCCACCGUCUUCCAUCCACCCUGAGACCUUCAGGCGAAUACAGUUCGAGUCUGCUCAUUAAAUAUAUUUUUUUAGAGUUUUAAAUUUUUCCGGCUGCUACAACCCGAUGCUGGAGUCGUCAGUGGACUGGGACUUGCUAGCUCAGACAUGGGAUAAAUUCAAAAGCUGUGUGAUUUGGUUCAAUGUGAGUAUCCGACUGUGCUUCUGGGCUAACUGUGCAGUACACUGUGUCGAUGAUCAUCAUCACGCCAUGGCUGCUAUUUAUUCUUGCAGAUCUGGUGGUGUACAUUUUCCGUGUGUGUUGGGACGCUGUCGCGUAUUGUCUUGAAAAAGCUCUGUGUCGCCAUGAGGCUGUAAAGGCCGUCAAAACCGAGUGACCCUAGUGCUUAUACGAUCUUGUGCUGUGUACUACUUAGGUAUGUAAAAUCGCCGCGACAAAAUUAUUUAUUAAACUAUGAGUGACCAAGAAUCAUCUGAGACAAGGACCAAAAUAGAGCUAAAAGAGGAAGAAAAGGCUUCUCAGGAGACAUCAGAGCCGGCUGUGAUUGCUGAGAAGGCCGACCAGGCGUCUUCUGAUGCUGCCCCACCGCCAAUGCCAAAAAGACCAGUGUCUGCAGCCGAACGGGCGAUCCAAGAUCUCAAGGAGGCGUUUCCGACUGUAGAGGAGAAGUACGUGAAAAUGGCAUUAAUUGCGUCUCAGGGCCAACUGGACCCUGCGUUCAAUGCGCUGCUGUUUUUGUCGGACCCUUCGUCGGACAUCCCAGUGCCUGUUAUGGAGACCAAGCCAAAGUUGCCAUCGAAGGACUCGUUUGAGCAUCGGCGGCAGCUGGAGUCCGACGAGGCGCUGGCCCGUCGGCUGGCCCGCGAGUACGAAAAACGCGGCUCUCGCCCGAAAGCUGCGCCCCCAAAGCCCAAGAAGAAGCCCGUUUGGGCUGCAAUCGAGGACGGCUCCGAUGACGAGGAGGACUUUGUCGACUCGCUGGCGAAAAACGUCGAGGAGGCCAGAAAUACCGUUGGCGGCUGGGUGAGCAAUUUGGCCAAGAAGAUCCAGAAGGAAGUCAACACCGUGCAGCAGGGCCAGGGCGAGAACCAGCUGUUCAAUGCGUUUGGCAGGAAAUCCAGCAUGCAGUCCAGCAGGAGCCGCGACGAUAGCCAAACGCCUCCUCCGCCUCCGGUGAGACCUCCACGUCCGCAGAAGACGAGCUCUGUGGCUGAGUCGCACAAGAGCGAGGAGCUGGAAGAGCAAGUUGCUGGAAUAAAGCUCGAGGACGCUACAACCGAUACGAAAAAGAAACACGAAUCCAUCUCGGCGAUCCAGCCGGAGCCCGUUGUGGACGACACGUUUGCUGUGGACGACAGCGACGAGGAAGACGACAAGAAGGAGGAAGAUAAGGAAAAGUAGUGUUGUCUAUGUUUCUAGUAUCAACCAAUGUGUGCUAAAAAUCCGCUGUCUGUGUAGCGGCCGUCGUUCAUCACGGUCUUCAUCACGCCCGGGAGCACCUCCACCUGUAUGGUCUCCACAGGGAAAUUUUCUCCGUCGACGGAAAUGUAGCUAGUGCGGCCCUUUUCCAGCAUCGGCACCAGUUUCAGCGACUCCACCUUCAGAUGGUCCACGUGGUCAUGCCACACGUGCAGACCCUUGUCGAGCUGGAGGAGGCUGUGCGCUGACCUCCACACCUGUGCGCGGCCGUCAAAGAGCACAAGGUCGAUCGCGCCGUCGUUAGGCAGCGCAGCAGGGAAAAAAUCCACGUCUUUAGCGAUGUACGGUAGCUUCCCCGUAUAAAAGAUGGACAGAUUCUGUGUGACGUUGUCGUCCAGCCAUUCCCAGCCUGCUGGCAGCCGGUCGUCGUCGAACAAUUGCCCGUCAAAAUACUUCGGCUUGAGAGCGUCCUCGUCCAGCGGUUUUGUCACGCCAUGCUGCUGGUACUGAGACUUGUAAUGUUCCGAAAGUUCCUUUUUGUCACUGGUGAUCCGCUUGACCGCCACGCGGCAGGGGAACUGUUUCCUGCGCAGAAUGUUGAUCAGCACCCCAAUGUCAAAGCGAAUUUUUCCAAUAAACCUCAUCCACUCGGUGCCUAUGUCUGCCUCGGCAAUGAUACCAUACGUCUGACUCAAAAACGAGAUUCGAGGGCUGCUGCUCUUGGAGCAAACAAGCAUCAGAUCGCUGCGCACCGUGUGGCCCUUGAUGAUUUCCAGAGUCGCCAGUCCUGGUUUCAAAGUGCCCAGACACGAGAGAGCCAUGGCGUUGCCCGAUCCGCACGGAGUCUGCGCGAUAAAGAGCUUUUGAAACGCCUUGACCCGAUCUUCGCGGCUAUAUAUGCCGUUCAGUACUUCGUGCGGGAUUCCGUCACCUGAAGCACAGAUGACUCCGUCGUAUUUAUCGAUAUCCACAUAUUUCAUGUAUUCUGUAGCAUGGCCAGAAUAUUCCGUCUUGACCAGCUCCACGUGGUACCGCGCGGCGCUCAAAACAGGCUUCACAUAGUGCUUGUACAAAUGAAUCGCCUUACCCUUGCCACUGUGCGGGUUCACAAACACAAUGACAGACUUCUUGGGCUCAGAGUUUGCGUAUGCCAGAGCCAUCAACUGCGACACAGAACACUUCGAUCCGGGCUCGUUCGACCGCUGGCUGCCGGUCACAUCAGCCACAAUGGUCCGAACCUUGAAAUGUGAAUCCUGCUGCUCGACAUAGGUGAUUUCCAUACUCUCAUUUAGAGCUCUC